Molecule: messenger RNA, 2964 nt
Organism: Cercocebus atys (sooty mangabey)
Lineage: Eukaryota; Metazoa; Chordata; Mammalia; Primates; Cercopithecidae
Gene: CYP27B1
Product: 25-hydroxyvitamin D-1 alpha hydroxylase, mitochondrial
Exons: 8
Coding region: 943-2670 (575 amino acids)
Biological process (GO): cellular response to peptide hormone stimulus; cholesterol metabolic process; cortisol metabolic process
Cellular component (GO): mitochondrial inner membrane
Molecular function (GO): oxidoreductase activity, acting on paired donors, with incorporation or reduction of molecular oxygen; heme binding; monooxygenase activity
Source: RefSeq, a predicted model, not a curated record
CUUGUCUCAACCUCCUGGCCUCAUGCCAUCCUCCCGCCUCAGCCUCCCAAAGUGCUGGGAUUAUAGGCAUGAGCCACCAUGCCUGGCUCUGUGGAGGAUUCUGAUGCUGAAAGUAGAAAGGGGCUGCUAACCAGAAAGCCCCCCAGAGGAGACCGAGUCAGCUGGGGAAUUAGAACAUCCACAUCCAUGUAGUUCCUCUAACAGCCCAGAGACAAUCUUAGAACUUAACUAAUGUACAAAAAGUUUCUUCAUUUCUGCUUCUCAAGCCCCAAAUUUCCAUGUCUGGCAGAAGUGGGCUUAUACACCCAAGAGGCCCCCUUAUCCUCAAGAAAGAAAAAUGGAGGUUCUAGGAGCCAUUUUAGCCCAUUAACCCACCUGCCAUCUGCCUAGUAUAUGUUAGGUACAGGAGGAGGGGGAGAUGUGGCUAGUGCAGGAAAAUAAUGCAGAGAAGAGACAACCCACUGAGCCAAGAAUGUGGGGACAGUUACAGCUGUGCCUCCCCUGCUUCCCUUCCCGGAGGAGCUGAAAGAUGGGGAAUUCCUGAGGAUGCGCCUAAAGGGGCUGGGCUCCCUGGUGGAAGUGGUGGGAAUAUCAGAGACUGACUAGUGUAGCUUGGUCACUUAGUCCGUACUAAAAAGCCUUAUAACCUUUCCUAGGAUGAGACUUUUAGGCUCCUAGACUAGGGCACUCUCCCAGGAGGAAAAUCUUAGGCCCUCCCUCCCAUGAGGGUCAUUGCAACACGAGACCCACGGGAGUCGUGAAGUCAGCCCCAGCCCCGCCUACUGUUCCUGGGUGCUAAUCCCCAGCACAGACCACUCAGGAGGAGGGAUUGGCUGAGGAGCUUGGAGAGGGGGCGUCAUCACCUCACCCAAAGGUUAAAUAGGGGUUCAGACUAGGUGCUCAGGAGAAGCGCUUUCUAUCGCGGGCACCCGGAACCAGACCAUGACCCAGACCCUCAAGUAUGCCUCCAGGGUGUUCCAUCGCGUCCGCUGGGCUCCCGAGUUGGGCGCCUCCCUAGGCUACCGAGAGUACGACUCAGCACGCCGGAGCUUGGCAGACAUCCCAGGCCCCUCUACGCCCAGCUUUCUGGCUGAACUUUUCUGCAAGGGGGGGCUGUCGAGGCUACACGAGCUGCAGGUGCAGGGCGCCGCGCGCUUCGGGCCGGUGUGGGUAGCCAGCUUCGGGACAGUGCGCACCGUGUACGUGGCUGCUCCUGCACUCGUCGAGGAGCUGCUGCGACAGGAGGGACCCCGGCCCGAGCGCUGCAGCUUCUCGCCCUGGACUGAGCACCGCCGCCGCCGCCAGCGGGCUUGCGGACUUCUCACCGCGGAAGGCGAAGAAUGGCAAAGGCUCCGCAGUCUCCUGGCCCCACUCCUCCUCCGGCCUCAAGCGGCCGCCCGCUACACCGGAACCCUGGACAACGUAGUCCGCGACCUUGUGCGGCGUCUGAGGUGCCAGCGCGGACGUGGCACGGGGCCGCCUGCCCUGGUUCGGGAUGUAGCGGGGGAAUUUUACAAGUUCGGACUGGAAGGCAUCGCCGCGGUUCUGCUUGGCUCACGCUUGGGCUGCCUGGAGGCUCAAGUGCCGCCUGACACGGAGACCUUCAUCCGCGCGGUGGGCUCGGUGUUUGUGUCCACGCUGUUGACCAUGGCGAUGCCUCACUGGCUGCGCCGCCUCGUGCCUGGGCCCUGGGGCCGCCUCUGCCGAGACUGGGACCAGAUGUUUGCAUUUGCUCAGAGGCACGUGGAGCGGCGAGAGGCCGAGGCAGCCAUGAGGAACCGAGGACAGCCCGAUGAGGACCUGGAAUCUGGGGCGCACCUGACCCACUUUCUGUUCCAGGAAGAGUUGCCUGCCCAGUCCAUCCUGGGGAAUGUGACAGAGUUGCUACUGGCGGGAGUGGACACGGUUAGGUUCUCCCUCCGUGCUGUGAGUCUGUUCCAGGGCUUAGCCUCCCCAGACUCCGGGACCAUUUUUCUGUUGCAGGGGAUCCGUUAUGGCCACGUAGACCAGCUUGGCUUAACACCCCGUAGCUCCAGACUGUUCCAUAAUGUGCACCCUCUGCUGGGUUCCUACACCCAACACCUCUCUUGCUUUCACGUUUCUCAGGUGUCCAACACGCUCUCCUGGGCUCUCUAUGAGCUCUCCCGGCACCCUGAAGUCCAGACAGCACUCCACUCCGAGAUCACAGCUGCCCUGGGCCCUGGCUCCAGUGCCCACCCCCCAGCCACUGUUCUGUCCCAGCUGCCCCUGCUGAAGGCAGUGGUCAAGGAAGUGCUAAGACUGUACCCUGUGGUACCUGGAAAUUCUCGUGUCCCAGACAAAGACAUUCAUGUGGGUGAUUAUAUUAUCCCCAAAAAUACGCUGGUCACUCUGUGUCACUAUGCCACUUCAAGGGACCCUGCCCAGUUCCCAGAGCCAAAUUCUUUUCAUCCAGCUCGCUGGCUGGGGGAGGGUCCCACCCCCCACCCAUUUGCAUCUCUUCCCUUUGGCUUUGGCAAGCGCAGCUGCAUGGGGAGACGCCUGGCAGAGCUUGAAUUGCAAAUGGCUUUGGCCCAGAUCCUGAUACAUUUUGAGGUGCAGCCUGAGCCAGGUGCGGCCCCAAUCAGACCCAUGACCCGGACUGUCCUGGUACCUGAGAGGAGCAUCAACCUACAGUUUUUGGACAGAUAGUCCUGUGGAAAGAGGCUGUCAUCAUCACCCUUUCGUUCAUCGUAGGGAUAAUAUUUUUUGUAGGCACAAGACCAAGAGAUACAUCUGCCCCUAAGGCCUAUCUGACCAAACUGGGUAGAAUGACCAUAGUGAAGUGUGAGGCAGCCCUGACCAAUGUGUGAAGUAUGCACUUGGCCUGACUCAGUAGGCCAAGUGAGAAAACCAUUGUCUCUCUCCGUGCUCGGCCCUUCUGAUCAUGUAUGCAUCCUCCAAGGAUGAAAUCAGAUUUUAACUAAUAAUGCUGGAUGGCCUGAG